Dimorphilus gyrociliatus is the source of this 1544-nucleotide messenger RNA. The record is from the annotation of a GenBank genome assembly. NCBI's taxonomy places the organism in Eukaryota, Metazoa, Annelida, Polychaeta, Dinophilidae.
CAUUUUGGAUUAGAAAACACUGCUGGUGAAACAAUGGCUGCUCACGGAGAUAACAAUUUAUCAAAACGACUUUAUAAUUCAGGCCAAAGAGAAUAUGAACUAGUGAAGAGAAGGAAUAGAAGAAUAAGUUCUUUAUCAAAUUCUCAAAUGUUUCAACCCUUGAAAGAUAAGCAGUUUUGGAAGGCAGUUGCAGCUGAAUUUAUUGCUGUAGCUAUUCUAAUUGUUGUUGGAUGUAGUACAACAAGAGCAGUAGAAGUUCCCGGUACUACAGUGUCUCAGUCUAAUAUCUUGCGAAUUAGUUUUGGUUUUGGAUUGACAGUCGCUGUUUUAGUGUCAGCUACGGCCCAUAUUAGCGGUGGGCAUUUAAAUCCCGCCGUUUCUUUUGGCUUAUUAAUUGCGAGAAGAUUUUCGUUUGUAAAAUUUUUAAUAUAUUCCCUUGCUCAGAUAUGCGGUUCGAUCGUUGGAGCCGCAAUCCUAAAGGGAGUACAAGGCGAAGUAAUUGGUGUAAAUGAACCAGCUGAUGGCGUUAGUUCUAGCAGAUCUUUUGGCAUUGAAACUGUAAUUACGUUUGUCUUAGUGUUUACCGUGUUAUCCUGUACUGAUUCAAGACGUUCUGAUUCCGUAGCUCCUGUUCCCCUGUUCGUUGGCCUUGCCAUUACAUGCUGCCAUUUGUUUGCUGCUGAUGUUAGCGGUUCUGCAAUGAAUCCUGCUAGGGCCUUAGGGCCAUCAAUCAUCGCUUCUAAAUAUAAAGACCAUUGGGUUUAUUGGGUUGGAGGAUUUUUGGGAGCCUUCAUUGCUGCUGUUGUCUAUGAAUAUAUGUUAGCUCCAGAUGCCAGUAUUGAGAAGGUGAAAAACGUUUUCGCAAGAAAAUCAUUGGACAGUGACAGCCAGCCUGAAAAAUCUUCUGAUAAAAAAGAUAAUGAUCCCAUGAAAAAACGAAUAACUCCUACUGCCGGAAGUAAAACGGAACUUCAAACUAUUAGUACUGAAGAUUAGAAAGUCUGAUAAAAUGUUUUUAAGAUCAUUUAACCCUUUUCAAGAAUAUUUUGUGCUAUUCAAUUAACUAGCAGAUUCUAUACCUUAGUUUUUAUGAAAAAUACACAGCAAAAACAGGAGUAUUAAUACUUCACUUUAUCAAAUUUACCGUUUAUAUUCAGCAUACAAUGGAAGAACCUUUUGAUAGUUACACAUAUGGAUUUAAGUUUAUAAAGGAAACGUUGAAAUCCCUCCCUUACUUAUAAGAUUGUAUAAUAUUUAAGAGUAGCCUAUUAAUUUAAACAUCCGAAGAGAGUAAGAAUCUAAAAGAGGACUGAUUUCAAUAAUAGGCAAAGUUUCUUCUCGCAUAUUCUUCUUAGUAAAGGAAUACUUAUGAAAACUGCUAAACAAUACAAAAAAAAAAUGUUAAUUCAGUAACUAAUAUAGUUAUUCUCUAUAUGUGGUAGCUUUAAAACUACUUUUUAAUUACUUUUCCUGUUCGCAUUUUGAAUUUCAAUAAUAUACAAGUGAUAAAUUAAAAAUAUAUAUAAGAAAUGUCAACUGUUGCU